CAGGAAUCACCCACGACAGCCUGUUCGCAGCCCCCACACAGCACCCCGCCAGGCGCUCCGAAGCCUGGGUGAUCCGUGACAGUCUUGGUCCUCCUUUGCGUUCGGAAGUCACUUCCUAGGCCGCGCCACAGGGCGGGAUCCCUCUAGGGCCAGCGCAAAGUGCUGGACACGCACUUGGCCGCCACAAAAGGAGGGCCGCGCAGGGCUUUGUCUUCCGGGACUGCGCGCGCCCACGUUCACAGGACAGCGGGCCAGCGCGCAGUUGUCCUCGUGGGAACCAGGUACCACCCUCUGCUCCCGGGACCCCGCUCUCCCCUCCCCGCGGAUGUGGAAGGCUCUGAUGGGUUGCUCAUGUAAGUCCCAGAAGCAAGUAUUGUUGCUUAAAUAAAGUCUUGCACUUCCAAGAUCCGAUCUCAACCACAGAGUGUAAAAAAGAUCCUGGGACCCAAACAUGUGUAGGAAUUACCAGGCCUGUUCUGCUCCACUGGUCACAGCCUGAAUCCACCCCUCCCCAAAUCCCCUCCCUACAUCCCCUCCCCAAGGCCGCCAAAACGCCCCUGUGGUGGAAGCAAGGGGCCUUGGCUGUGAUUUGCAGUUUCAUGGGCUAGCCACCCAUGAGUCACACAGAUCUACACUGGAACCUCAGCCCUGCCACUCACCCAAGAUGAGUCACUGAUUUCUGAAAUUGCCUUAUUGCCAUAACCCUGGAUUAAAGCACUUGUCAGAUGGGUUAAUACACUCCUUAAGGAUUGUUAUGAAGCUUAAAUGAGAUGUACUUCAUCUACUGUCUGCAAGGAACAGCACUGCAGGGCCCAGCAUGUGUGCAGCACUGAUAGAGAGGUAUGUGGCUGCCAUGGUACUGAGUGGGGCUGGAGAUGCCCUGGGGUACUUCAAUGGAAAGUGGGAGUUCCUCCAGGAUGGGGAGAAGAUUCACCAGCAGCUGGCCCAGCUGGGUGGCUUGGAAGUCAUAGACGUGGGAAGAUGGAGAGUCAGUGAUGACACGGUGAUGCACUUGGCCACAGCAGAAGCCCUCGUGGAGGCCGGGAAGGCUCCGAAGUUGGAUCAACUGUAUUCAUACCUUGCCAGGCAUUACCAAGACUGCAUGAAAGACAUGGAUGGCAGAGCAGCUGGUGCUGCCUCAAUGCGGAAUGCCAUGCGGCUGAAGCCGGCCGAGGCUGAUGGCUGGAGGAUUCCCUUCAAUAGCCAUGAAGGUGGCUGCGGGGCUGCCAUGCGGGCCAUGUGCAUUGGGCUCAGGUUCCCUCACCACAGUCAACUGGAUGCACUGAUCCAAGUGAGCAUUGAGAGUGGCCGAAUGACCCACCACCACCCAACCGGCUACCUGGGAGCCCUUGUAUCUGCCCUUUUUACAAGCUAUGCUGUGAACGGCAAGCCACCCCGGCAGUGGGGUAAAAGACUGUUGGAGGUGCUGCCACAAGCUAAAAAGUACAUCGUCCAGUCUGGCUACUUCGUGGAGGAGAAUCUUCAACAUUGGUCCUACUUCCAAAAUCAAUGGGAAAAAUAUUUGAAACUUAGAGGGAUUUUGGAUGGCAAAGCAGUCCCCAGUUUCCCUGAGCCCUUCAGCGUGAAGCAGAGGGACCAGUUCUACACCUCCCUGAGCUACUCUGGCUGGGGUGGCAGCAGUGGCCAUGAUGCCCCCAUGAUCGCCUAUGAUGCUGUCCUGGCUGCGGGAGACUCCUGGAAGGAACUUGCCCAUCGAGCCUUUUUCCAUGGCGGAGACAGCGAUUCCACAGCUGCCAUUGCUGGCUGCUGGUGGGGAGUUAUGCAUGGUUUUAAAGGUGUGAGUCCCUCCAACUAUGAGAAGCUGGAAUACAGAGACAGGUUGGAGGAAACAGCAAGGGCUUUAUAUUCUCUUGGGUCAGAGGAAGACUCUGGAGUUACCCUUUAGGGACAUACGAUACUCAUUUCUGGAAAUUUCAUUUUUCCUGUUGACCUUUUAUCUGCUCAAUUUCUUUUCACUUUUCUCCAAAGUCUCAAUCUUGUACUCCCAGAGUUUUGCUUGCACAAGUCUCUUAAGCACCUUAAGCUCAGUCUCAUCAUCUGGCUCAUCCUAUUCUCCCUGAGUCUCUCCAUCCUAAUGAAGAGUCUUAUAUCGCAGUUGAUGGGGUCAACAUCUCCCAAGCUAGAGAGCUCCUGUCCUCUUACUCAAGUCUUCAAGUCUUCAUGGGCAUCAUCUCAUCACUCGUUAUAUUUGACUCAAAUUGGGUUUCCCGCAUGCCAAAAGAACUCCAGAGCGAGGGCGUGAGUGUAAGCAGUUUACUUGGAGGUGAUUCCAAGAAAUACUGGCAGAAGAAUGGGGAAAUGACACUGGGAGAGGAAGGGAUACUAUCCUGGGUGUGUCAAGGAGCAGGUUCCCACAGUAGGCCAUUAGUCUGUGUGGAUUCUUUGCUAAGAUAGCCCUCAGACUUGUCCCACCUGAAGAACAAGCAGAACUGGGACUGACUGCAUCGGCACACUGUUCUACCU
Ochotona princeps (American pika) is the source of this 2484-nucleotide messenger RNA. RefSeq names its product ADP-ribosylarginine hydrolase (gene ADPRH). Gene Ontology annotation, biological process: protein de-ADP-ribosylation. The record is from RefSeq and is a predicted model, not a curated record. Bases 818 to 1906 code for a protein of 362 amino acids. The transcript is spliced from 6 exons. Gene Ontology annotation, molecular function: ADP-ribosylarginine-[protein] hydrolase activity; magnesium ion binding. NCBI's taxonomy places the organism in Eukaryota, Metazoa, Chordata, Mammalia, Lagomorpha, Ochotonidae.